Ruditapes philippinarum (Manila clam) is the source of this 2264-nucleotide messenger RNA. Its product is annotated as phospholipase A and acyltransferase 4-like. Gene Ontology annotation, cellular component: cytoplasm. Gene Ontology annotation, biological process: N-acylphosphatidylethanolamine metabolic process. Gene Ontology annotation, molecular function: glycerophospholipid phospholipase A1 activity; A2-type glycerophospholipase activity. The coding region runs from base 362 to 1444 and encodes 360 amino acids. The record is from RefSeq and is a predicted model, not a curated record. The transcript has 6 exons. NCBI's taxonomy places the organism in Eukaryota, Metazoa, Mollusca, Bivalvia, Venerida, Veneridae.
GCAUUAUGAGUCACGUAAAUUUGGUUAGUUUACAAUUAAACUGUCAACAACAACGACGCAAUAAAAUAUAUAUACUUUAAACUGAUUUUCUGAUAAAGAUAGAUAAAGAAAAGAUAUAGAUCUAUCUGAUACAAAGUUUACCAUACUAUUAUCAUGGUUACUGGUAAACCAAGAAACGAUUUGAGGAAGUAUUACGACUGAAUAGUUGAAUGGUUGAAUGAGCUAAUUGAAAAAAAAAAGAUUUAUUGAUUGAACUUUUCCGCUUUUACGUUUGAUAAACCACUUGUACCGCUAUGAAUAAACAAUUCCGUACUUAUGUCAUGCAUAAAAGUUUAUAUUUCAUUAGAUUUCAAACACAGAAAUGUCUACUGAAGAUGACUAUACCCUUGAAAUAGAUACAUCUAUACAUGUGUCAGAUCUUGAGGUUGGAGAUAUUCUAGAAUUUGAAAGGCAAUUAGGACCAUUUACAUAUUUUCAUUGUGGAAAUUAUGCAGGAAAUAACAUGAUUAUUCAUAAAGGAACGGCUCCUUGGGUAGAUAGUGUUCAAGUUUUCCAUGCGAAAUGGAACAAUGACAUAGGAUAUCGAAUUGAUUCUCUUCAAGACGUUGCACGUGGUUCAAAAGUAUAUAGAAAUAAUAUGUUAGACGAUACUAUCAGUCCUUCAAAAGAACAACCGAUGCUCCGAGCAAAGGCUAUGUACGGUGAAGGCGAUUACGAUAUCUUGUACAAAAAUUGUCAACAUUUUUGUACAAAAAUGAGGUAUGACAUCGCAUUUAGUAGACAGGCUGACAGUUUAACAAGCGGAUAUUUCUUAACAACUGUACAACAGUAUCGUUCAAAGAGAAUGGUCCAAGUUGUAUUCGAUGAUUACGAUUCAAAUAUCGCUGGUAAUAAUUUGACAAGCACAUCUAUAAGUGUGAAACACAAGGAUAAGGACAGUAUGCUUAAGCUUGCACACCAUUCCAAGAAUAUGACCGAUGAUCAGAAUACAAUAAAUUAUUCAAGCAGAUUUGAAUGUGAGCUAAAUAAUACAGCGACUAUAGUCGAUAAUAGUAUUCAUGGCAGCAUAAACUACACAUUUAGUGAUACUGAUAUUUGUCAACCAAAUGCAUACCAAUAUGAAAGUCAGAUGCAAAACGCAGCAUCCAUAUUCAAUAAUUACAUUAAUUUCACUACAGUCGAUACAUUUGGAGGAACCCAUACAUUAACAGGAAGAAAUGAAACAAUUUUUGAUUAUGAAAAAGAUGAACUAAGUUUCGGUUCGUGUUUCGAGUGGUUGAAGAAUAAUUCAAUGCUUGUUAUAAUCAUUUUGAUCCUGUUUAUUGUCAUAUUAAUAUUAAUAUUGUUCGUUCUCAUUUUUUUAAUAAUUUUAUAUCGUGCAAAUCAUAUGGAAAGGUCAAAGAAUGCUAAAAACAAAAGAACCGAACAAAAUACAUGUACUUGAUAAGCCUAUUUUAUAGAGAACAAAAUAUGAAUAAACGGAUAAAAACACGCCAGUAUAAAACGUUAUUGCUCGUUUUUUAAUUUAUAAGAGAUGUAAUCUGACCUCUCAACAGUGAUGAGAAUGGUUGAUGUGGCAUCCAUUUUUGCGUAUUAAGUUAAAAUUAUUGAAUGAAAUUAUUAGAACAAGUUAUUCGGCUUUCCUUUAACAAAAAUUUAACAUCGAGGGUGAAUAAAUCGGCUAAAGGAAAAAUGGGAAAAUAUCAUUUAUGUAAUAUAUAACACAGCAUCACCAAUAAAGCACUAUGAUAUGAUAGAGUGAACCGACCGUGUACCAAAACUCUGCUGCUCCUUUAACUUCGGAAAAAACCUCAUCGAUUAUUCCUAGCAAAAGUGGAAUAGCCAUGUUGCUAUUGAUAGCAGAGGCAACUCAACCAAUUAGAAAUUCUUACUUCCCCACUAUUUGAAAGUGCGUAAAACAUUAAGAAACCGUAUUCUUUAUACGAUAAAUGCAAAAAUACCGUAUCAAAUUAAUACUUUAAUGCAAAUUCCUGUGAACGUUGCCUUUGCCUUGUUGAUCUUGUUAUUUUAGACUCUAUACAAAGUCAAUUAAUUGAAUCAUCCUACAGGACUUAAUAACCAAAUUAUAGUACAUCCUUUUGUGUAGCUUUCUAUGUUACAGAUCAGUACUUUGAUGCAUUAAUAUAUAUUCUGGUGUGUUGCUUUCAUCUCUACACAUUAAUUUUCAAAUGAAUUACUCUAUCGUUUAUUGAUAAAAAUGAAAUCUAUAAUCAAAUCAAUUCAUGUACUGUAAUAUUUUCAUA